CAGGGAAGUGUUUGAUUUAUUUCCUGACCCGGAUGUGCUCGAAGUAAAUUCAUCCCGUAGCCACACGUGUUAAAGGAUCCACGAUGGGAAAGUCCAAACAAAUAGGAAACCACAAGAGUGACAAGAAAAAGAACAUCGCAAAGACAUGGAAGACCAAGCGUCGGACCAAAGACCUGGACCAGAUCCACUCAGACAUGAAGCCUGAUACAGCCUCCAAGCUGCUGCACCAGGAGGUGGACUACGACGUGACUGGAUGUGCACAACAUUACUGCUUACACUGCGCGAGAUACUUUGUGGACAUGAGAUCCUUAAAGGAGCAUUUCAAAACUAAGCAGCACAAAAAAAGGCUGAAACAGCUCAGAGAGGAGCCGUACACCCAGGCAGAGGCAGAGAGAGCGGCAGGGAUGGGCUCCUACAUCGCUCCUAAAGCAGUCGAGGUGAAGACGCAGACUGUUGAAGAGGACAUGGACUGAGAGCAGCACGCUUGAACCCAAUGGACCGAUACAUUCAGUACAAGAAGCUUUCAGAAAACGGAUGAAGCUUCUGUUGUUCUGUCACAUGUUAAAUGCAUUGUUCAAUUCUGUGACACCCUUGAAGCCUGUCUGAUAGACUUCUAUCCCCAGAAUCAGAUCAAACCUGACCUUACACCGGGUAAUGUAAAGCAACAUGUACCUAUGUAAAUACUGAGUAUGUGUGGAACUGUGUGGAAUCCUAAUAAACCUAAAGAGAGAGUGGAUUUUA
Messenger RNA from Labrus bergylta (ballan wrasse), 741 nucleotides. RefSeq names its product zinc finger protein 593 (gene znf593). Gene Ontology annotation, molecular function: nucleic acid binding; zinc ion binding. The record is from RefSeq and is a predicted model, not a curated record. NCBI's taxonomy places the organism in Eukaryota, Metazoa, Chordata, Actinopteri, Labriformes, Labridae.